AUGGAGAGUUUAAAGAGGGCAAAAAGAGUGGAGCCACGGAACAAGGCGUUUGAGAUGUAUGUAAAGCUUAAGGAGAUACCUCAGGGGUCUUGUGUCGAUGAUGAUGUCCUGGUGUACCUAUCAAGGAACAUGGAGCUUCGGAGAGAGAUUCCAGCCACAUUGCUUGGUAUCAUAGAGGUGCUAAGGAUAAAUGCGCCUAGAUGCUUUCUAAGCAAAGAAGAGAGGAUCAGGUUCUUUGGGCUGCUCAUAGAAACGCUUCCAAAGGAAAAGAUAAACCUGGAAACAUUCAUUACAUACAGAAUCCCUAGCCUACUAACGGAGAAGAUCUUAAUUGCUAAGUUGAUCAGCCUGGUAGGAGUGGUUAAAGGAGCUGCAAAGCAGUAUUUGAGAGAGAUUAUUAUUGUGAUGAUAGAAGAGGGAGCAGGGGGCAUGGUCCGGGAAAUAGUCAUGGAUGUACUUCUUCGUAUACCCAAGGACCCUACUCUCAACCAUAUAAUCGAGGCUACAAAGGAGAUAUCGAUGCCUAUUGCCGCUGUAAUCAUGGAAAGUCUUGAAGAUAAGGUGUAUGCAGACAUAUAUUCGAACUUCACUCUGAGGGAGCAUUUGUGCAUCAGAAAUGUAAGGGGGCAAGGCAAGAUGAGGUAUCUGAUGGCUGCAAUGUCGGAGACGAACUUCGAAAAGUUGUGUGGCUUUUACAUCGGAGACAAGGACAAGAAGGUGAUUAAGAUUCUGGCGGAGCAUUGCCGCCCGAGUCAUGACGAGAUAUUCCAUAGGAUCCUCAACGAUUGCGAUGAGGGCGUUCGUACAAAGUUGCUAGAAGGAAUCACCUUUGAAGAUGUUGUUGAGCAUGAGCUGGAAGUCUACGAGAGAAUUCUUGACACAAGCCACGGGGUUAGAGCAAUUGUAUUCAACAUAUUCAGGUCUGGAAUGCUGCUCCACAGAGAUUCUGUGAUAGAGGUUAGAGAAGAUUCAAAGGAGAACAAGAGGGACGGAUCGGAGAGCAGUAACCGUGAGACGAAAUGUCUGUUGAGGUUUAUAGGAGCUAUUCUUAAGGGGGUUUUCACCAAACAAAGAAAAGAAUAUGUCGAUCUGCUGAAUGAACUCAAUCUACCAUGGGAGUUCUACUUCCGUAUCCGAUCCUUCAAGGGGGUAACGGCCUUUCUGAGUCUAAGCUCCGAAACGAUAAAGAAGGAGAGUGAAGAUCUUCCCAAGUGCAGAGACAGAAGAAGGUUUUAUCUUGAGCAUUUUUUUUGCGGAGAGCUUUCUAAAGAGGAAAUUGCUGGACUUAUAGAAGUAGAUGUUCCGUCUGCCUUGGCAUAUCUCCGAGGAAAGAGUCCAGAUGAGUAUGCGGAUUUACUGAUGAGCAGAGCACUGUCUAGUAACAACAUCGAAGAAGUGCUAAUGGUGAUAGAUACAAUAAGGCCUUAUUUGGCUGAAAAGAUGCAUCCAUCAUGCCCAAAGUGCAGUGCAGAGCUUUUGGUCUAUGCACACUCGAGACAUGCAUCAUGUUUUAUUGGGCAGGUCCUGGACUUCGAUGUUUCGUUUCCAAUGCUGUACUUUCUGUCACAUAUGAAGAUACCAGUGGAUACACUCCUUCCCCUACUUUCAGGAUAUAGAGGCAGUGGCUCGGAGUAUGUUGAAAUCCAGCUGGCAUACAACGACAAAAAGCUGCUCCAGGAAUAUGUGAACUAUUUUAUGGAGAUAGACUUGGAUGAAAGCUCAAAGAGGAAGCUUGUCGGAAGCAGGACGUUUGUUGGGUCAAUGAUAUACUUUGUUAACACGGGGCAGGUGAAUAUAAGGAACAUCAACUUCUUUAUUUCCUCAAUCCAUGUGAUAUGCAUGAGCUCGAGCAAUGAGACUAAGAUCAGGCAGAUCUACGAAACGUACUCAAUGAAGGUGGAUCAAAGCACAUUCAACAGAUUCUACACAGUGUGCUCCAGGCUCAAGGCCAUGUCACUGAACAAGGGACCGCACGAGAUAAGCGAUGGAAAGGUGGUGGUCAGAAGAAAUGACAAAACACUGUUCUUUAUAUGUGAAACGGUUCUUGGAGUUCGAGAGGGAGAAGUGGUUGGCGAGCGAUUCCACCUGCAGGGAUUCCAUCCGAUUCCGGAGAACGUGCUAGACAUGAUUUCUCUGGGGCGCAUGAUGUAA
Messenger RNA from Encephalitozoon cuniculi GB-M1, 2151 nucleotides. RefSeq lists its product as uncharacterized. Lineage: Eukaryota; Fungi; Microsporidia; Unikaryonidae. The coding region runs from base 1 to 2151 and encodes 716 amino acids. The record is from RefSeq and is marked provisional. The transcript has a single exon.